AGCCUUUUCCCGGUAGUCGUAAAAAAGAUAGCGAAUAUGCGCGUCACGAACUGUUUCUUAAUCGAGUUGAAAUUUAGGAGCGUUACACAUUGUUCUAUAAAAGUUUCAUUCCUCUCAUAUCAGCAUCGUUGGGGGAAACGGUCGUUUUCUCUUUGAUCACACUCCAAAUCUUCCCCAGGGCCGGCACUCGCUACAGUCACGGUCUCCAGUAGUUGAUAGAUACAAUUUAGGCGUACGAAUUCGACGGUAGCUAGUAUGUAAUGCGAAUGGUGGUGACGUGAAAGCGCCAUAAAGACCAUGCCAUUUUGUGUAUGUUUUUAAAUGGAACGAACAAUAAAUCAGUCAUUUUCACUAUCGAUAAUUGGAAGAUGUGUUUGGUUUUUGAUAACAUGUUUGCAUCGAGCGGUAUAACGAGCGGAGUUGGCUAAGAAAGGCCAUAGCCUAAACACAGAUAAAAAAAAUAAUAACCGCAGCUCUACUAUGGUAUUCAGUUUGUACAAUGGAUUUAAACUUUAUCGCCUAGCCCAUUCUUAUCCCAAAGAUUCCACUUAGGCGCGUUGCCAAUUGAUCAAUAUCAAGAAAUAAACAGUUUUAAAACAAAAUUAUAUUUCGACGCUUAGUUUUCUGUACCUACAGCAGAAUAGCAAAUUAAUUUGAACAGUACCACAGCGUUAUUCCCCGUGCUUGUUCGAAAACUGUUGAUCAUGUUCGAUUUUUUAAAAUUGUCGGUUCGAACUCACCCCACCUGACAGCUGUCAUAAUCGCUUCGUACGAAUGUCGGUGCACAUCGGCAGCUGUCGGGAUUUUCAGAAAUCGCUAACGUAUUUUUCAAGCAAGCAACGGUUGUAUCGCGCUUGGAACGACUUGUGUUGGUGUGGUGGAAAUAGAAUAAUCUAAGAAUCGUUGUUCUUGAUUUUUGCGGAACUAAACUACAUUGAGCGAGUCAAUUGUUUUUAUUGUUCAUUUAUGUACUUGAACAGGUGUGGAUAAAUAAUAAUCCAAGGCGUUUUUAGGCUGAAUUGACAUCGUUUUGUUUGGCUUUGUUUGGUGAAGCCAUGACGGAAAAUGAGCGCGUUUGAGGUAACUUGCACGCCACCUAGAGCGAAAAGGGCACAAGAAUCUCGGGAACCGACAGUGGUUUUGUUGGGGCCGUUCACUCCGAAGGCAAUCGUUGUGUUUGAAGGUGUACCUGUGGGAAAGAGCGCUCGUCGCUUGCUUAUUGUGCGGAAUACAAACAAAAUUUUGGUGCAGGUAAAACUAUCCAGAGUUCCCGAUCCUGAGUGCGGGAUCAGUUUCGAGUGGUCAGAGGCCGAAGUGGAGGCAGGCGCCGAGAAAACGCUAGAGGUUGUAUGGAAUCCACAACAGCUAAUUGUGGGCAAGGAAGUGAUCAUACUCACCGAUAGCAUUGGCAACAGGAAGGACGUACAAUUUAUACUGAAAACUGUCGAGCUAAAAUCGGUCGGACGAAAACCGGUCUCUAAAUCAUUCGCCGUUCCAAAAAAGUUGAAACUAAAAUCACCAUCCCCACCGAAGGUGAAGCUGAAGCGCAACGUAAUACCGAAGAAGACGAAAACAUCUCCAGGGAAACAAGGUUGGUCUGUGCCUACGAUUGUGGUAAACAGCAGAAUGGGUGCUAUCACAUCGAAAGUAACGACGACGAUGCUUGGGUCGAGCAAUGCGGAAAAUAGUUUUGAUAACAAUGAUCUGCUAGACAAAUGCUGUACAAGCCCGACGAUAUCUUCUGACAGGGGCAAGCCUGACAAGGAAAAUAUCAACCCGACCACUCCCCAGAUAGGUGCUGGGGGAUUGGAUGUUAAAAAUCAGGUGACACCGAUAUCUGCUUUCGACAGCUAUCUUAUGUACAUGGAAAACCAACCGACACCGGAAUGUUACAUAAAAGGGAUAGGGCGCAGAGGGUUGGCUGAUUUUUCCGUGAGAAAGCAUCUGGAAACAUCUCCCAAAAUUGAGCCAGUUAAAGAAACUAAAGUUUCUGAUGCUCCAGAUCGGAUCUUAACCCAGACGACUGUUUUACAGCAACGGACACUUAAUCAAGAGAUGAAAGCUACACCGCAGGAUCGAAACGGCAAGUUUGAUCCUAGUUGCUUUUCAACUGUUACUAAACCCACUACUGUAGAUAAAACGUUUCUAAAGCCAUUUAUCGGGAGUCCCACGGCGGUGGAAAUCGAUAAUGUCCAACAGCAAGCGAGCGAUAAUCUUCAGCGACAUUUAACGUUUUCACCAGAGCCUGAACCGUUGAUCGUCGAAGGUCAAGUACGGCGAAUAAAAAGCGAGGAACAUGAAACGCUCGAAUCACACAACAGUAUUGAUCCUGUUCCACAACGCGAGGAAGUGGUGCCAAUCGAGGAACAUAUGGCUAUCAUCAACAAAACGCACACGGUGGCUUACGAUUCCAAUCCUCAUCUAUCGAGCAUAGCGGAAGAAAAUAUGGCUGAACUUGGUGUAACGUUUGAUCGGCGCCUGGAACGUCGUAACGGAUCGGUACCAGAUGUUGCUGAACUGUUGUCUUCACUUCACAGCCAGAAAACCUUUAUCGUAUCAACGGAGGAAAGUUUACGGUCAGCAUCGGUCGAAAACAUUGUUAAGAAUGUAACCAUUACUAUUAACGAUAAUGUUUCUCGCUGUUCGCUCCCGAAUCUGUUCGACAAGAGUGGCACCAGUAGCAAGAUCAAUCUUGAGGAGGACGAAGCGGAGAAGAUCUUUCAAGAGCAUGAAAUCCGAGCACAGUCUAGUCGAUUCAAUUUGCACGAAGUUGGUCGUUUUAGUGAUGAGAUGGUUGUAACUAGUGCUUGCAAGCGUGGCAUUGAAUCGGUUGGCGAUGGAAGAGAAGAAAAGCCAAACAUGUUUGAGCAUGAAAUUUCUUCCCCAAAGCGCCGUUGUCGCCUUACGACGAGUACAGCCACGAUUACAACCGUACAACAGGCUAUCAAAACGCAACAAGUAUCCGUUAGUCAAACAUUCCGUAAACCUAUCGGAUACAAGACAGCACAACAGGCUCGCAGUGUAACGCUGACCUCUUCACGCAGUCUCAGUCUCAAGCGACCAGCGGUGUCUGCUGCGUUGCCGUCAAAGACGGUUGAGAAACGUGUGUUCUUGUACGACUCGGAUCGACAUUUGAAAACGCUCAUCAAUCCUGACCCGUUUGCUGCAACAACUACAUGCAAUCCUUUCCUCACCGUCACAAUGUAUCUAGAUGAGCAAGCGUUUGACCAGUACGAGCGACAGAUGAAAAAGUGGCUUAAUGCUCUUGUUACGAUACCGGCCGAUUUGGAUACGGAGCCGAACAAACCGCUGGAUGUGGGUAAGCUCUUUGACGAGGUAAAAUCCAAGGAUCUUACGCUUGCCCCCACCAAGGAGCUGAUUUCGUCGAAAUAUUACAAAAAUCGAUUGAACAGUUUACGCAGUGCUGGAAUUGCACUGUACACGAGUGAAGAGAUAGCCGUUCCGCUCCGCAAGGUGGCUGCACAGAUCGAAAAACAAUUGCUGGCACUACGUACCGAUCGAAAACUUCAUCUCGAUCUGGUACUGCAACGCUCCAUCCUAGAGUUACUGCUGUGUUUCAAUCCUUUGUGGUUACGGCUCGGCUUGGAGGUUGUUUUUGGGGAGCAAAUAGAGCUUCAAUCCAACCGAGACAUAGUGGGGUUGAGCGCGUUUAUCAUACAUCGAUUGUUUCGGGACCGUUAUCUGGAAGCGCGCAACUCUAAGGCAUACAGCCUUUCGGGUGCCUAUGCCGAGCAUAUGAAGAAAUUUACGCUGCGAACGGUCCUAUUUUUAUUGUUUUUCCUCGACACGGCGAAACGGCGCAAACUGAUAAAGCACAACCCGUGCCUUUUUGUCCGCAAUGCACCAUACAAGGAGACACGAGAGAUUUUGGUACGAUUUUCAUCAUCGUUGGUGGCCGGAAUCGGUGACAUUACUAAGCAUCUGAAGCGUGUGGGUUAUACGCUGUCUCAUAAGCAAUCUUAUCUGGACGAAUAUAACUAUGCUUUCGAGAAUCUAGCCGUAGAUCUGCGCGACGGUGUACGACUCACUCGUGUAAUGGAGAUCAUUCUGCUGCGAGAAGAUUUGUCUACAAGCUUACGCGUGCCGCCAAUAUCGCGCCUACAAAAGAUACACAACAUUAAUCUAGCGCUGGGAGCACUCGAGCAGGCCGAAUAUCAAAUUGCCGGUAAUAUAACGGCUAAGGAUAUCUGCGAUGGACAUCGCGAACAAACGAUGUCACUACUGUGGCAGAUCGUGUACAAGUUUCGCGCACCGAAAUUCAAUGCCGCCGCGAUCGUUCUGCAGCGUUGGUGGCGCAUGAAUUGGCUGAAGGUGGCAAUCGCUCGCCGCAUCGAAGAAAAGCAACGAUUGAAAAGAGAAGUGGCCGCACGCACCAUUCAAGCCGCGGUUCGUGGUUACUGUGUUCGCGUUUGGUAUGAAGCCUAUCGUCACCAGAAGCUGCGAGCGAUCGUAACGAUCCAGAAGUUUACCAGGCGAUAUCUAGCGCAGAAACGGGCUGCUAAACGAUUUGCGGCAAUCGUACGCAUACAGCAUUGGUGGCGAUCAAUGAGAGAAAUGCGAUCUGCUCGCGAACGUUAUUUGUUGUGUAGAAAAUCAGCCAUAAUUUUACAAACGUCGUUCCGACGGUACACACUCGGAAGGAAGCUACUGGCAGCGGCAGCAGUAAUCGGUACGAUUCGUGCCGAGGCAAAGCAUCGCCAUCUGCAGGCAACCAUAAUUCAGCGUAGUAUAAAAUCGUACGUAAUCCACCGUCGCCUGCAUGCGAUUGUUAACGGUAUGGUAGUGUUCAUUCGACGGAAAUGGUUACAACAUCGAUCGGCUGCAAAAAUUCAAUCCCUUCAACGAAUGCGGAUCGUACGCAAAGAGUAUCAACGAAUCCGUUCGGCUACUAUUUGCAUUCAGCGUCGUUGGCGCGAAUGUUUGACAGCACGACGGCUGCGGAACCGAUUCUUAUUGAUGCGUGCUAGCGCCAUUAAAAUCCAGGAACAUUUCCGUGGGUGGAAGCAAAUGCAUUUGGAUAUGCAAGCAUAUAAACGAACACGGGAGCUUAUUAUGCAUGUGCAGCAUCGUUGGCGUGCUACAAUAGCGAUGCGAAAGGAACGAUUAGCUUACAAGACUGUUCGACAAGCUGCGAUCAACGUACAGCGGAAUUUCCGAGCACGGCAAGCGAUGAAGUUAGAAGUAAACCGAUACCAAACGUUACGCAGUACAACAAUAACGUUGCAACGACGCUAUCGGGCCAAUAGAGCAAUGAUGGUACAGCGUCAACAAUAUAUUGCAUUGCGGGUUGCCACUCUUUGCAUUCAGAGAAGAUUCCGAGCGCAAUUGAGUAUGCGUGCGGCUCGCACAACUUAUGUACAGAUUCGUAGCGCCAUCGUAACCAUACAGCGCCGUUAUCGGGCCACGAUCCUAAUGCGGCAGGAAAGGGAUCAUUUCAAUGCUCUUCGACGAUGCACCAUCAAUGUACAGUCGCGAUACCGUGCCAUCCUUGCAGGUAGAGUUACGAAGCAAAGAUAUGAAACGUGCCGCAGAGCGGCCAUACAUAUACAGCGCAAGUGGCGUGCUACACUGCAGAUGCGUCGAGAUUGCGCUCAGUACGGCAUGCAACGCAGUGCAGCGAUCACUCUGCAACGAUCAUGGCGAGCUAUUCUGUUGAAACGGAAAAUAAGAUAUGAUUAUUUGCGAUACCUUGACGCGGCCAAAAUCCUGCAGCGACGUUAUCGUGCCCUAGUGCAGGGACGGUUGGUUCGUCAAGAGCUGGAGCAUCGUAGGCGUGCGGCUAUUAUUAUUCAGCAACGAUUGCGUGCUUUCCUUAAAAUGAAACAAGAACGAUAUCAAUACCUUCGUCUUCGUCAAGCAGCACUGGUGCUACAAAAUCGUUUCCGAGCAAACCGAGCCGGUUUGAUGCAACGCAAUCGAUAUAUGGCCAUUAAACAAAGUGCCAUUGUGAUUUCCAACAGAUGGGCCGCUACUUUAGCAAUGAGACAACAGCGAUCCAGCUUUCAGCGGCUAAAAUCCGCUGCCAUCGUUAUACAGCAACGAUACCGAGCACAAAAAACUAUGCAAGAAGCAGUCCAACACUACCGGCACAUCCGUACAGCGGUUGUACUCAUACAGCGAACUUAUCGUGCCCAACGGGCAAUGGAAAAAUGCCGUGGCAGAUUCCUGAAUCUGAAAAGUGCCUCAAUUGUGGUGCAAGAGUUUUACCGCGGAUACAAAAAGAUGAAGCAUGAACGAGCAAGUUUUCUGCGGCUUCGGGAAGCAGUCAUAUCGAUUCAGCGACGAUUUAGAGGAAAGUUGUUGAUGCGUCAAGCUGUCGAUGAUUAUGAACGGAAGCAGAAGGCAGCGGUAACAGUGCAACGUUGGUAUCGCGGUUAUCGUAAAAUGGUAACGGAACGAGAUCGAUUCAAUGCUCUGAAGCGGGCUGCCACGAUCUUCCAGACUCGCUACCGCGCUCGUCGGGAAAUGGUUCGCAACGUGAAAGAAUACAAUCGAAUUUGUCGCGCGGUUAGAACUAUACAAACUCGCUGGCGAGCUACACUCAGUAUGCGCCGAGAGCGUGAAACGUACCGACGAACGUUACAAGCCGCCAGGACCAUUCAGAUUCAUUAUCGCGCUUACCGGGAACGACUAAUCGAUGAGUUGAAUUAUCGAAUGUAUCGCAGUGCCGUAAUCGUCGUUCAAAGGCGAUAUCGCGAAAAGCUGGAAACACGCUAUGAGCGACAACGAUUCGAACAAAUUCGUCACACUAUAUACGGGUUGCAGAAACAUGCACGUGGCAUGCUUGCCCGACGAGCCUUCCGGGCGAUGUUAACUCCGGAGUAUUUGGAGAAGCAGCGUCGGGAUAAGGCUGCCCUUCGAAUACAGCGUUGGUGGCGUGGUGCCUACCAUCGAAAGCGCCAUCAGACGGCGAAAAUGCGCACAAUUGCCAAACAGAUGGUAGUGAGCCGUCGGGAGGCGCAACGAGAUCCGUCCAACCGGCUAAGUAACGUAAGCCGACUGUGCAUGCGUUUCUUGAAGACACGUUUUAGCUCUUCCGAAGCAAUUGGCAUCCUACAGCGUUUGGAGCGCAUGUCCCGGCUGGUACCGCAUCUGCUUGUAGAUGAUGCUGUGUUUUUAUCGGUUUUCUGCUACAACACAAUGGCUCAGGCCAUUCGCUCGGAGGUGGAUAAAAUAUUGAUCGAAAUUUGUGCCCGUAUCAUACUGAAUUUGGCACGCUUCGAAGGCACGAAGGAACAAGCAUUUCAGGAAAACGGGCUGGUUACAGUUUCACAAAUGCUACUACGUUGGUGUGAUAAAGAUUGCGCAAUAUUCAGCACACUUUGCACCCUACUGUGGGUUUUAGCUCACGAUAACAAGAAGAAAAAUGCUAUCCGUCGUUAUAUGAUUUCGAAAGACGCCAUAUUUAUGUUGCGUGAAACGAAAAAAUUAGUACAGCGCAAGGAAAAGAUGCGCAAGAACGUUCAACGUCCGGUGGGUUGUCUCGUCGCACCGAAUCCGCAGCUAAUGCGCACGGUACCCUCGCUGGAGCCAGAUUUUGGCGUCAACCGCACUAAACCGUAUGUUUUCUACUCAUCCGUAUUUGGGUUUGAAAGAGUACUCCAGAUGUUGGAAGUGGAUCUUACAUAAUCCCUAAAUAAUCAUAAUAUUUUUCCAUAUUUCAAAACGCUGUAAGGUGGGUGCGUGAUUAUUAACGAUUUAUUAUACGUUGGUGAAUUUUUCAUUUGUUUUACAGUAUGUUUGUUUUAAGCACUAGAACGUUCACAAUACAUGUUUAUCUCAAACAAUUUGUUCAAA
Molecule: messenger RNA, 7818 nt
Organism: Anopheles funestus (African malaria mosquito)
Lineage: Eukaryota; Metazoa; Arthropoda; Insecta; Diptera; Culicidae
Gene: asp
Product: protein abnormal spindle
Exons: 6
Coding region: 1066-7650 (2194 amino acids)
Biological process (GO): establishment of meiotic spindle localization; mitotic cell cycle; spindle organization
Cellular component (GO): spindle pole
Molecular function (GO): protein binding
Source: RefSeq, a predicted model, not a curated record